AUGCUUUUGAGGGCUAUUCUCGUAUCUCUCGCGCUCCAGGUGAGCUGCACGGCGGGGAAAGAAUUUGAACGACGGGCUGCCCCCCUUGUUGGACAGACUUUUGACUACGUGGUUGUUGGUGGUGGUACCGGCGGUGCUGCAAUUGCGACGCGAUUGGCACAGAACGAGUUCAAAGUCGCGUUGGUGGAAGCUGGAGGACAUUAUGAGGUAGAGUCUCUGGCUGAAGUCCCUGCGGCAGAUGUUUUGCCCGUGGGAUCUGAUCCCAAUACCAAGUCUGUCAUCGAUUGGGGCUUUGUAACAAGGGACCAACCAGGCGCCAAUGGGCGAGCCAUUCACUACGCGCGAGGAAAAUGUCUCGGAGGAUCAUCGGCUCUCAAUUUCAUGAUCUAUCAGCGCCCAACCCGCGAAUCUAUGGACCAAUGGGCCACUACAGUCGGCGAUGACAGCUACAAAUUCGACCAGGUCCUUCCGCUUUACAAAAAGAGCGUCGAGUUCACGCCACCAAACACCCAAUAUAGAGCUGCAAAUGCCUCGGCAGCCUACGACGCCGACGCAUAUGAAGCGAACGGAGGCCCACUGCAGGUCUCCUAUUCCAACUUUGCCAUGCCAUUCUCUUCAUGGAUGAACCUGGGUAUGCAGGCUAUCGGCAUCAAUGAAACACAGGACUUCAACCUGGGUUCUUUGUUCGGAACCCAGUACUGUUCAUCGACUAUCGACCCGGCCCAUGAGCUUCGCAGUAGCUCUGAGGAGUCUUUCUUAUCCAAGAUUAAUCCCUCUUCCCUGACAACCUAUGACCAUACUCUUGCCAAAAAAAUUAUCUUCAACAAACAGAAGAAGGCCACCGGGGUUGAAGUGAAGGGUCUUCUGGGCAACACCGUCACUCUCAAAGCAUCGAAAGAAGUUAUCAUCUCUGCUGGUGUAUUCCAGUCGCCCCAACUUCUCAUGGUUUCUGGAGUCGGCCCUUCUGAUAACCUGCAAGCUCAUGGUAUUGAUGUUAUCGCUGACCGACCUGGGGUUGGCCAGAAUAUGUGGGAUCAUCCGUUUUUUGCGCCUACAUACCGGGUCCAAGUGACCACAUCCACGAAGUUUGCCACCAACCUUCUCUACGCGGCUGGACAAGUCGUCGGCGGAAUCCUCACCAAGACUGGACCUUUGACGAACCCAGUCGCCGAUUUCCUGGCUUGGGAGAAAAUCCCAGAGACUUUGCGCGCCGCUUUCUCCCAGGCAACGAAGGAGAGCUUGGCUAAGUUCACAGACGACUGGCCCGAGGCAGAGUACAUCUCUGGCGCAGGAUACAUCGGAGACGUCGGCAAUCUCCUGGCAGACCAACCAAAAGAUGGCUACCAGUACGCAUCCAUGCUCGGCGUUCUAAUCACGCCUACAUCCCGAGGAAACGUCACCUUGAAUUCGGAUUCUACUUCUGAUUUACCCACAAUCAACCCCAACUGGCUGGACACUGUUGCAGACCAGGAAGUUGCCAUUGCCAUGUUCAAGCGCAUACGCCAGGCCUUCCAGAGCGACGCCAUGGCACCUGUUGUCAUUGGCGACGAGUAUGACCCGGGUACUCAAGUUAAGACUGAUGCUCAGAUCCUGGAAUGGAUCAAGAAUAAUGUUAUGACUCUUUGGCAUGCGGCUUGUACUUGCAAGAUGGGUACGCCGGAUGAUGAGAUGGCUGUUGUUGACUCUCAGGCUCGUGUGUAUGGUGUGGAUGGACUGCGUGUUGUUGAUGCUAGUGCUUUUCCUUUCCUCCCUCCUGGUCAUCCUCAGUCGACCGUCUAUAUGCUUGCUGAGAAGAUUGCUGCUGCUAUCAUUCGGGGCGCCUAA
Molecule: messenger RNA, 1824 nt
Organism: Penicillium antarcticum
Lineage: Eukaryota; Fungi; Ascomycota; Eurotiomycetes; Eurotiales; Aspergillaceae
Product: GMC family oxidoreductase
Exons: 5
Coding region: 1-1824 (607 amino acids)
Biological process (GO): secondary metabolite biosynthetic process
Molecular function (GO): oxidoreductase activity, acting on CH-OH group of donors; flavin adenine dinucleotide binding
Source: RefSeq, a predicted model, not a curated record